This is a messenger RNA of Solanum verrucosum, 889 nucleotides long. RefSeq names its product bZIP transcription factor 44-like. The transcript has a single exon. Gene Ontology annotation, molecular function: DNA-binding transcription factor activity; transcription cis-regulatory region binding. Gene Ontology annotation, biological process: positive regulation of DNA-templated transcription. Bases 358 to 861 code for a protein of 167 amino acids. Gene Ontology annotation, cellular component: nucleus. The record is from RefSeq and is a predicted model, not a curated record. NCBI's taxonomy places the organism in Eukaryota, Viridiplantae, Streptophyta, Magnoliopsida, Solanales, Solanaceae.
UAUUUUUAUUCUUAAAUAAAAUAUUUGUCUAGUUUUGAGUAAAUAUAUAUUGAUGCUAAACUUAUUAUUUCUCAUCUUUGAAAUUGAUGUCUGCAAUUCUCAAUGAACUCUUUCUUUGUGGUUUUAUGAUAACCACAUAUAGGCGCAGGACCCAUUUGGUGCAAUCUUUUUCUGUUGUUUUUCUCUAUUGGUUUUAUUGCAUCUCAUAAUCAAAUUAAUUAUGUUAUUUAAUUAAUUCCCCCCAUAAAAUUAUUAUUAUUGCAUACACAUAAGUACUACUUAUAUUUUCAACCAAAAAAAAUCACUAAUUUGGGUCCUGCUAAUUUUUAAUUACUAUUAUUUAAAAAAAAAUUGGUCAUGGCUUCAUCAAGUGGAACAUCAUCAGGGUCAGGGUCAGGGUCAGGAUCAGGGUCAGGGUCAUAUACACUUCUAAACUCGGGUUCAGAAGAAGAUUUACAACAAUUGAUGGAUGAGAGAAAGAGGAAGAGAAUGAUAUCAAAUCGCGAAUCAGCUCGGAGAUCGAGAAUGAAGAAACAAAAGCAUUUGGAUGAUCUCAUGUCCCAAUUGUCCAAUCUCAUGAAAGAAAAUAACGAAAUAAUGACAAGCAUGAGUGUCACGACCCAAAAUUACCUGAAUAUUGAGGCUGAAAACUCAAUCCUAAGAGCACAAGUGUCUGAACUCAAACAAAGGUUCGAGUCCCUGACAAAAAUCACAAGUGUCUUGAGUUACAACGGCAACGACAAUGGAAUAUCAAAUGAUCAGAUAAUUUAUGAGUCGUCUUUGGCUGAUGUGCUUAUUCAGAACGAAUCUUGGAAUUAUAUGUACCACCCCAUCAUGACCGCAGACAUCAUGCAAUAUUAAUUGGUUUAUAAAUUAAGGGCUUAAUCAU